Xyrauchen texanus (razorback sucker) is the source of this 3476-nucleotide messenger RNA. It is a transcript of the gene grik1a, whose product is annotated as glutamate receptor, ionotropic, kainate 1a. Gene Ontology annotation, molecular function: transmitter-gated monoatomic ion channel activity involved in regulation of postsynaptic membrane potential; kainate selective glutamate receptor activity. The transcript has 16 exons. Gene Ontology annotation, cellular component: postsynaptic membrane; presynaptic membrane; kainate selective glutamate receptor complex. Lineage: Eukaryota; Metazoa; Chordata; Actinopteri; Cypriniformes; Catostomidae. Gene Ontology annotation, biological process: monoatomic ion transport; synaptic transmission, glutamatergic; modulation of chemical synaptic transmission. The coding region runs from base 514 to 3228 and encodes 904 amino acids. The record is from RefSeq and is a predicted model, not a curated record.
CAUGCAGCUCACUUUGCCUCACUCUGUAUUGUCUAAAUGUGGAUAGAAUAUUCAAUAGAACGUCACUGAAUAUGUCUACUUUGGAAAUAAAUAUAGCGCGUGGUCUCUACAUUUUGUAGCUAAAACGAUUUAAACUCGUUUUUUUUAGCCUAACUAAAAGCAUUGAACAAACAUGUUAACUUGACUGCCGUCUGUGAUGACCAAAGUAAUACAAAUGCUGAGCAGAUUUGCAUUUAAUCCCCGCGUGGACCAUGUGAAAUCAGUGGCGCGAGCUCUUUCCAUCAUCGCGGUGUGCCACAAGUAUUUGAAACGAUGAGCGGACGAUAUGAGGCAAAAAAUCUUACCCGACACGUUUUGAAUCGCGUUACAUCGUGGAUUGUACGGGGAAAGGUGAUAAUGUGUCAUUUUUAAGGGGCUUUUCCGAUGAUUAUUUUCCUUCACGCGCGAUGGCAGGUGAAUGGAACUUGACGAUGAGCGGCACGCGCUACGGUCCCCUAAAUCUAUUUUUAUGACAUGAAGUUGUUCAUUUUUAUCUGUUUUGAUUACAGAGCCAUGGAGAAAUGCAAAAAACUGUUACUUUUCAUUUUUUACUUGAUGUCAAAGUUUUAUCAAAGUGACCAGCAAGUCAUGAGAAUCGGGGGCAUCUUUGAAACGAGGGAAAAUGAACCUGUGAGUAUGGAUGAACUCGCCUUUAAAUUUGCCGUUACUAGUAUCAACCGAAAUAGAACCUUGAUGCCAAACACCACGCUGACCUACGACAUCCAGAGAGUAAACCUUUUUGACAGUUUUGAAGCAUCCCGAAGAGUAUGUGAUCAGUUGGCCCUAGGGGUGGCAGCUGUCUUUGGCCCCUCUCACAGCUCUUCAGUCAGUGCCGUCCAAUCCAUUUGCAAUGCCCUGGAGGUCCCGCACAUCCAGACUCGCUGGAAACACCCAUCUGUGGACAGUAAAGACAAUUUCUACAUUAACCUCUACCCUGAGUACACCUCCAUAAGCAGGGCUAUUCUGGACAUUGUCAUUUUCUACAAAUGGAAGUGUGUCACUGUGGUCUAUGAGGAUAGCACAGGAUUAAUGCGCAUGCAGGAACUGAUUAAAGCUCCAUCCAAAAACAACCUUAAGAUUCGUAUUCGCCAGCUGCCUUCGGGAGGAAGCAAUACUCGCCCGCUGCUGAAGGAGAUGAAGAAAGAAAAAGAGUUUUACAUCAUCUUCGACUGCUCUUACCAAGUAGCCGCCGAGCUUCUCAGUCAGUUGAUGUCGAUGGGCAUGAUGACAGAGUACUACCAUUUCUUCUUCACAACUUUGGAUCUGUUUGCUUUGGAUCUCGAGCCGUACCGCUACAGUGGAGUCAACAUGACAGCCUUCCGCCUGCUGAAUCUAGAUGAUCCGUAUGUGUCUUCUGUGAUUCAGAAGUGGUCCAUGGAGCGUCAGCUGUCCCCGGCCAGACCGGAGAGUGGACUAAUGAGCGGCAUUAUGACUACGGAGGCUGCGCUCAUGUAUGAUGCAGUUUUCAUGAUUGCAGUGGCGUCUCAGCGGGCCACACAAAUGACAGUGAGCUCACUGCAGUGCCAUAGACACAAACCCUGGAGGUAUGGCCCACGCUUCAUGAACUUGUUUAAAGAGGCCCAGUGGGAUGGUUUGACAGGGCGAAUAGUCCUUAACAAGACUGAUGGUCUGCGGAAAGACUUCAACCUAGACCUCAUCAGCCUCAAGGAGGACGGCACUGCUAAGAUUGGAAUAUGGAACUCCUACUCUGGUCUCAACCUGACAGAGAAAAAAGACAACGCCAACAUCACAGAUUCCAUGGCUAACAGAACACUUAUAGUCACCACAAUCCUGGAAAACCCUUACGUUAUGUAUAAGAAGUCUGACAAGGUGUUGUACGGGAAUGAUCGGUUUGAGGGCUUCUGUCUGGACCUGCUCAAGGAGCUCUCCAUCAUCCUAGGAUUCACCUACGAGGUGAAGCUGGUAUCUGAUGGGAAAUACGGAGCUCAGAACGAUAAAGGAGAAUGGAACGGCAUGGUUCGGGAACUCAUCGACCAUAUAGCUGACCUGGCUGUGGCUCCAUUGACCAUCACUUACGUCCGGGAGAAAGUUAUUGACUUCUCCAAACCCUUCAUGACCCUGGGCAUCAGCAUACUCUACCGCAAACCAAAUGGCACCAACCCAGGGGUGUUCUCCUUUCUCAACCCCCUCACUCCAGACAUCUGGAUGUACGUGCUGCUGGCCUGUCUUGGAGUGAGCUGUGUGCUCUUUGUAAUAGCCAGGUUCACACCAUAUGAAUGGUACAACCCUCACUCCUGCAACCCCUCCUCUGAUGUAGUUGAGAACAACUUCACACUGUUGAAUAGUUUAUGGUUUGGAGUUGCGGCUCUCAUGCGUCAAGGAUCUGAGCUGAUGCCUAAAGCCCUGUCCACCAGAAUCUUGGGAGGGAUUUGGUGGUUCUUUACUUUAAUCAUCAUAUCUUCCUACACGGCCAACCUGGCUGCUUUCCUCACUGUGGAGAGAAUGGACUCCCCGAUCGAUUCUGCCGACGAUUUGGCCAAGCAGACUAGAAUUGAAUAUGGAGCUGUGAGAGAUGGAUCAACAAUGACCUUCUUUAAGAAAUCAAAAAUUUCAACAUAUGAGAAGAUGUGGGCAUUCAUGAGCAGUAGGAAGAACACUGUACUGUUGAAGAAUAACAAAGAAGGCAUUACAAGAGUCCUGACCACAGACUAUGCCCUCCUUAUGGAGUCCACCAGCAUAGAGUACAUCAGCCAGAGAAACUGCAACCUUACUCAGGUCGGAGGCCUGAUAGACUCUAAGGGCUAUGGAGUCGGCACUCCAAUAGGCUCCCCCUACAGAGACAAGGUGACCAUUGCUAUCUUGCAACUACAGGAAGAGGGAAAGCUGCACAUGAUGAAGGAAAAAUGGUGGCGAGGUAACGGAUGCCCUGAAGAGGACAAUAAAGAGGCCAAUGCCCUGGGCGUGGAGAACAUCGGCGGUAUCUUCAUCGUGCUGGCCGCUGGUCUCGUCCUGUCCGUGUUCGUUGCUAUUGGAGAGUUCAUCUACAAGUCACACAAAAACAGUGAUAUUGAAGAGUGUGUCUCUUUCAGUGCUGUGAUGGAAGACCUGGGCAUGUCCCUCAGGUGCCACAAGGCAUUGAGGAAGAGAGGCAGACACAGAGGAAAAACAGGCCUGUCUGGAGUCCUAUGUAACCCCAAACGCAUACCAAGGAAAGAGACAAUGGCUUAGAUCCACCUCGAAAGGUCACGUGAGGAGCAAAGCUCAAGGCUUACUUUGAUGGACAUGCCAGUAAAAUUAAUCUUCAAGGCCAUUUUUUAUUCAGUUUUGUUUUUAUGUGCUCUUUAUUUAUGAUUUUCCAUUUUCUACAUGGAUACUGUGUGGAUUGCUUUUGUUUUGUGUCAAAAGUAAAUGUCUUGGUAAUAUCUUGUGUUGUUAAAAUGGUUGAAUUUAAAAAAUUGAAAGGAAUAAUUUGUUUU